AUGGCGUCUGUGUCGGAAGGCAGCUCGCAUCGUCAACACCAGCAACAGCAUCGUGGGGCCACGGGCAGAAUCAGCGGUUCCUGCUCCGGAUCCGGGCUGCCGCCCCCAGCGAACGACACCACGACCACCGCCAUCACGGCGUCCACUGCCAGCGCUGCUCUUCCUUCUGCCACCCAUCCCGACCCCGACCCCGACCCUCGUUCCUCCACGUUUUGCUCGGUCAGCACGCUCCCGCCCGUCCCCCUCUCCGACCCUCACCCUCACCCUCCUCCUCCCCUCGCAAUCUGUGGUCACGAGGGUGGUUUCGUCCAGCCCUCCUCCUAUCUCCGAUCACGUCGUCCUUCAUAUCCAAUGCCCGCAACUCAGCCUGAGAGGGCGAUCGAUCGGGAAGAGCGACAAGGCCUACGUGCCAUCCGCAACUUCCUCAAGGUCCGCACAAGCUAUGAUGUCCUUCCUCUAAGUUUCCGGCUCAUCGUCUUCGACACCGCGUUGACAGUGAAAGAGAGCUUGAACAUCCUCACCCAGAACGGAAUUGUCUCCGCGCCAUUAUGGGAUUCCAAAUCGUCCACCUUCGCCGGCCUUCUGACUACCUCCGAUUACAUCAACGUCAUUCAAUACUACUUCCAGAACCCUGCGGCUCUCGACAAGAUAGACCAACUUCGAUUGGAUAGCCUUCGAGAGGUGGAAAGGGCAUUGGACGUUGCUCCCCCAGAGACGAUAUCUAUUGAUCCAGAGCGACCGCUGUAUGAGGCUUGCCGGCGCAUGCUCGAGUCCCGAGCUCGAAGGAUUCCGCUUGUCACCAAUGAUAGCCAGACAGAUCGCCACCUUGUCCUCAGCGUCAUAACCCAGUACCGAAUCCUGAAAUUCGUGGCCGUCAACGUUAGUGAUACGCAGAAACUACGGAAACCCCUGGGAGAAAUCCGGCUAGGGUCCUAUCAUGACAUUGCGACCGCGUCGAUGGACACGCCGGUCAUUGACGUGAUUCACAUACUGGUCCAAAAGAGUAUUUCUAGCGUACCCAUUGUAAACUCGGAAGGCGUCGUAUACAAUGUUUUCGAAUCCGUUGAUGUCGUCACCUUAAUCAAAGGUGGUGCCUAUGACGAUUUAAGCCUCACAGUAGGCGAAGCAUUGAAGAAGCGGUCUUCGGUACGCGUUGAGUUCAUGUUUUCAAAAGAAUUUGCUGACCGCGCUCGCAGGACUUCCCCGGAAUUUACACCUGCUCGCUAA
Aspergillus mulundensis is the source of this 1227-nucleotide messenger RNA. It is a transcript of the gene snf4, whose product is annotated as AMP-activated serine/threonine-protein kinase regulatory subunit SNF4. NCBI's taxonomy places the organism in Eukaryota, Fungi, Ascomycota, Eurotiomycetes, Eurotiales, Aspergillaceae. The record is from RefSeq and is a predicted model, not a curated record. Bases 1 to 1227 code for a protein of 408 amino acids. The transcript is spliced from 5 exons.